AUGCAUACUCUACCCACUAUUCGUCCCGCCACGACCGUCGCAUCGUCACGACUAGCUUUACACAGCUCACAUCUUUCGCCGUCCAACAAUCGCAAUUAUACGCAAACUUCCGCCAUGGCUUCUGAAAUGACUCCUGUUUUUGCCAAGGACGCCGCUCCUCCUGCCGGUCCUUACUCCCACGCAAUCAAAGCCCAAGGCCUAAUCUUCGCCUCCGGCUGCAUCCCCUGCGACGCCGAAGGCAAGAUCCUCGAAGUCGGAACCCUCCAGGAAAAGACCGCCCUGUGCAUCCAAAAUGUCCGCGCUGUCCUCGCCGCUGCCGGCUCUGAAAUCACAAAGGUCGUCAAGGUUACUGUCUUCUUGACCGAUAUGGGUGACUUUGCGGAUAUGAAUGAGGAGUACUCCAAGCACUUCAGCCACAAGCCCGCUAGGAGCUGUGUGGCUGUUAAGCAGUUGCCCAAGGGUGUGCCGGUUGAGAUUGAGGUUGUUGCUUUGCAAUAA
This is a messenger RNA of Talaromyces marneffei, 498 nucleotides long. RefSeq lists its product as uncharacterized. Gene Ontology annotation, cellular component: cytosol; mitochondrion. The transcript has 5 exons. Bases 1 to 498 code for a protein of 165 amino acids. NCBI's taxonomy places the organism in Eukaryota, Fungi, Ascomycota, Eurotiomycetes, Eurotiales, Trichocomaceae. Gene Ontology annotation, molecular function: deaminase activity. The record is from RefSeq and is a predicted model, not a curated record.